AUGAUAAGAAAAGUCGAGCGUUUCACCUACUUAGGAAGUGAUAUUUCGUCCACAGAAAAUAAUGUCGCUAUUAGAAUCGCGAAAUCGUGGAAUGCCUUAAAUAAACUGCGAAUUAUAUGGAAAUCGAAUCUCAGUAAUAAUUUGAAACGAGACUUUUUCAGAGCCACUGUCGAAUCCAUCCUGCUUUACGGCUGUACAACCUGGACACUUACGAGAAAGCUUGAAAACAGAUUAGAUGGAACCUACACUCGAAUACCUCGCGCUGUCCUUAAUAAGUCCUGGCAACAACAUCCAACUAAAGAAGAGCUAUAUAGGAAGAUCCCUCCAAUAACGCCCACUAUCAGAGAGAGACGCACCAGGUUUGCUAGACACUGCCACAGAAGUAAAGGGGAACUUAUAAGCAGUCUGCUACUUUGGGUGCCAAAACAUGGGAGAAGCAAUGUCGGAAGACCAGCAAAGACGUUUGUCAAGCGAUUGACCGAUAUUGGCUAUGCGGUUCUGCCUGGUGCUAUGGAGACUCGCGGCCAGGGCGUAGAUCCAGUAGACAAUGUGUCUGGUAGAGUUCGGGCUCAGCCGAGAAUAUAG
Molecule: messenger RNA, 585 nt
Organism: Penaeus indicus
Lineage: Eukaryota; Metazoa; Arthropoda; Malacostraca; Decapoda; Penaeidae
Exons: 2
Coding region: 1-585 (194 amino acids)
Source: RefSeq, a predicted model, not a curated record